This is a messenger RNA of Anneissia japonica, 2420 nucleotides long. RefSeq names its product GATA-binding factor 2-like. Lineage: Eukaryota; Metazoa; Echinodermata; Crinoidea; Comatulida; Comatulidae. Bases 351 to 1778 code for a protein of 475 amino acids. The record is from RefSeq and is a predicted model, not a curated record. The transcript is spliced from 6 exons. Gene Ontology annotation, molecular function: DNA-binding transcription factor activity, RNA polymerase II-specific; RNA polymerase II cis-regulatory region sequence-specific DNA binding; zinc ion binding. Gene Ontology annotation, biological process: positive regulation of transcription by RNA polymerase II; negative regulation of transcription by RNA polymerase II; cell fate commitment. Gene Ontology annotation, cellular component: nucleus.
CUCAAAUCACGAUUCAUAUAUAAAUUAUUUGUGAAAAGUGCACGCAUGACAGUAUCAAUCUUACAAACUUCUUUUUCCUGGAAAUUUUUGGAUUCAUGAUUUGUAUUUAUACUUUCAAGAGGAUUUAUAAUAUCUUGAAAUUGGAUGUAAGAAACAAGUCCAAAAAUAGUUGCACUUUUUAUUUGAAGAGACAAGCCUCAAAUUGAGCCUGUGAUCGGAAGAUCAAUUUAACUCUACUCAAUUAAUAAACGCGUGGAUACCCCCAGACCCACGUGAAAAGACGUACACACACCUGACGUGUUAGUAACCACUAUCUCUGUCAGGCGAAGGUGACUAUAUUACUAAGAAUUAUGGAUAUGUCACAUUCUCCUUCAAUGUCGGAGCCCACCCGUUGGAUGCUGGUGAACGGACAACCUCACGACACGCACGCGCCCCACGCACCCAGUGGGCCUUCAGUCGAUAGAAUGCAUGUACCUUCGGGCUUAAAUUUCGUAGAGCCUUCAUCGCAAAUUUUGCAGACCGAAGAAGUAGACGUCUUCUUUCCGACGUUUGAUGGAUCAGGAAACCAUAUGAACCACGCAGGCUACUAUACCAACUCUGCAGCCAGGGCAAUGCACAGCUAUAGAUCAUCGUCAAUGCGUGUUUCAGGAAGCCAAGUCUGCAGGCCUCCACAUUUUCACGCUGCACCAAUUCAGUGGUUAGAAAGCAGCAAGUCACUGCACUCAGUACAGAGCUCGGCUCACAGUGCAUGGUGUUCAAGUCCAUUCAGUAAACCAGCACAUCACCCAAGACCUGCAUGCUCCUACCAGCCAUCUACCAUUUCGUCUAGCAACCACUCAAGCGGUCAUCAUCCAUUCAACUUUCCACCAACACCACCAAAAGAAAAUACCCCCGACCCCCUUGUCGGCACAACGGCAGUGACGACCCCAACUUCUGAUUAUAAUUCAUCGUCUGACGAGAAGUUGGUGUGCUCAAAGUCGAUCACUGGAAACUCUGCGAUGAAUAUGUCCAUAUCAGGCGCGGAAAGUCCCUACAGCCAGGCUCAUCCUUUGGCAUCUUACCCCUCGUGCCCUACGUACGUCCCUACCACGGACUUCGCCUGUAGUGGAACUACCCUAGGAUUUCAUCCUAGCGUAUUCUCAAACAGGGCUAGUUUGACUACUUCCACAAGACCACGUACAAAGAGCCGUUCAAGCUCAGGUAAGUCAUACGGAAUUUUGCAAUACAAUAGUAUAAAUAAAACGCUUAAUAUUUUUUGGAAGAAUUGGAUUAGGCUAUCUGUUCGUAUCUGUUAUGAAUUCAUAGUGAAAAUUUCUGCUGCCAAAAGGGCGGGAACAUCUUGCGCUAACUGCCAAGCUACCACUACAACUCUGUGGAGGAGGAACCCGAAUGGAGAUCCUGUAUGUAAUGCCUGUGGUCUUUACUACAAACUUCAUGGGGUCAACCGUCCAUUAACAAUGAAGAAAGACGGAAUUCAAACAAGAAAUAGGAAACUUUCAUCCAAGUCCAAGAAAAGCAAAAAUAAAAUUCCAGAUGAACUUAAAUUUCCGAGUUUCAUAGAUCAACCAAACCACUAUGCAUCAGCAAUGCACCACGUUCCAGACUACGGUAUGGGAGGGACCACUGGUCCUAUUCACCACCAUACACAUCCAUCAAUGGCCUACUCCUCACCAUCUUUGUGCAACAGUCUAUACCAAUCACCGCCCAGUCACCACAUGCCGGUCCCAAGCAGCUUAUCAUUGUCAUCGAACACGAAUAUGGUCGGAGCGAUGGCCUAAAAAGACGGAAAAUGAAGCUAAUAAAAUAGUGACAUUUUAAGCUGAAUGCCUAUACAUUCGAUCAACAAAUAUAAGGAAGUUCGUUCCUUUAAGGUGCUAGGUUAAAACAGAAAAAAGGAAAUCGACAAUAAUUGAUCAAGGAAUUGUUAUUUUUUGUUUUGAUCAAACUUAAAUAAUAAUGAUCGGAAACGAACAAACUUUAAAAUGAAAGUUUUUAGCGAAAGACUCUAAAAUGUUGUUUUCAACAUUAUUUAUCAGGGCCGGUAAUAAGCCGUUUUUAUGAAGGGAUUGAGAAUGAGCAAGUCGUAGCUUUAACGUGUAUAUAGCGUACAAAUUUUGCAUAUUCGGAGCAGUUUGCUUUGAGAAAAAUUAAUAUUUGUAUGAUUUUGUAUGAAACCAGAGCGUAGAAUAUUUGGAAGUCUCGUUAAAUUUUAUAAUUAUAGAUUUGUACCUGUCAUUUUGGGAAAGUUUCAUAAUUGAUGUGAACUGUAAUUUUUAUCAGUAUUUCUGUAGAUUUUCAAUAAUCAAUAUUCAAUUGCCUUUUUUAUUUUAGACAAUUAAAUGAAACAAAAUAAUGUUAAAAAAAAGGUGACUGUAUUAUAAAAAGGAAUGCAAUUAAAAGCUGGACUUUGAUUUGUGGAU